This is a messenger RNA of Pipistrellus kuhlii (Kuhl's pipistrelle), 1578 nucleotides long. RefSeq names its product ADP ribosylation factor like GTPase 14 effector protein like (gene ARL14EPL). Bases 72 to 530 code for a protein of 152 amino acids. The record is from RefSeq and is a predicted model, not a curated record. Lineage: Eukaryota; Metazoa; Chordata; Mammalia; Chiroptera; Vespertilionidae. The transcript has 3 exons.
AUUAAGUUACUGAGGAUGCCUGAAAUUAAUGUGUUUUACCUUUUUCUCUCUCCUUUUUUUAGUGAUCAGAAAUGAAUGAACAGCCAGAAAAAAACAAUUCCACUGAAGAGGGACACACAGGUCAAAGUACUCCUGAGAAAAACUGUCACAUGGGACAAAAGCAGCUGCAACAGAUAGAGCGGCAGUUAAGAUGCUUGGCAUUUCAAAACCCUGGACCCCAGGUAGCAGACUUUAAUCCUGAAACACGACAGCAGAAAAAGAAAGCCCGGAUGUCAAAGAUGAAUGAGUAUUUUUCUGUGAAUUACAAAGUUAUGAAGAAGUAUGACAAAAGUGGCAGGCUAAUCUGUAAUGACGCUGACCUGUGCGACUGCCUGGAGAAGAACUGCCUGGGCUGCUUCUACCCCUGCCCCAAGUGCAACUCCAACAAGUGUGGGCCGGAGUGCCGCUGCAGCCGCAAGUGGGUUUACGACGCCAUAGUCACCGAGUCCGGAGAGGUCAUCAGCACCCUGCCAUUCAGUGUUCCUGACUAGGAGCCGCUACACGUGAAUUGAUUUGUUUCUUCUUCUUUACAUUUAAGACAACCCAUUUAUUUGUCUUGGUGAACUGUAGGGCUUGGGGGGGAAAUGUUGGAAAAACAUACUUAAGAGUCGUGUUCUCCAAAGCUGUAAUACAGUGUAGAAUGGGCAGUCAUUCUAUAACCUUUUUACUGUGUCUUCUCAAAUUCUUUCCUUUGCGUGGGUAGAAGACCGUGAUAGUGGAUGGAUCUCUGUUUCUCUCAUCAAUACUUCCUUCUCUACUCUGUCCUCAAACUUAAAAUCUCAUUCCUUUCUGCUGGUACAUCUGAGAAAAUGUAAUUUUAAGGUUUUCAGAAUUUUGAGGGUAAAAGGUUUUUGUUUUGUUUUUUAACACAGAAUCAUACAUUUAUAAUAUCUAGUUAUCCUUAGAAUUGUACACAUCACUAAUUCUAAAUCAGAAUUGCUAUUUGGACUUUAAAAAAAGGACCAAACUUUAUGACUUUGCAUAUUCACAGUCUCAUUUGUUAUUAUUACUUUAAUAAUAUUAAAAUUAAAUUUGGUAAUGUUUUUAUUAAAAAUUUAUAUUUUUACUUGUAAAGUUGAGAAAUAAGGACUUGCGUAUCCUAAAAGCCAGUGGUUUACAUUGUUUUCAUUUCAGGCUCAGUAUCUCAAAAUUUGUUUUCAAAAGAAGAAAACUUAAGUUGUUAUACAAAUGUGAGUUUGUUGUAUGUUUGUUAAUUAAGUGUAUUGCUAUGCAGUUGAAUAGAUAUAUGCAGUGUGUUUUUUUCAAAUCUGAUGCAUUGUGGGACGUUUAUAGAAAGUUGAGCUGUCUUUGUAUUUGGUUUUAUAGUCCCAUUUACCUUAAGUUGGUAGACUUGUAUCAUAUAUUUUUAUUAUCCUACAUCCAGGUCUAUAAUUCAUUAGGUUGAAUUUGCAUUUCUGAGGUGAUAUCGAUGCUGCUGGUGUGGGGCCAGCUUUUGAGAACCAUUUCCUUAAGUUAUAUUAGAUAUGUAAUGUAUGGAAGGGUUUAAGUAGAUAAUUGAAUAAAUGCUUUAAAACAUUA